This is a messenger RNA of Chenopodium quinoa (quinoa), 2717 nucleotides long. Its product is annotated as L-type lectin-domain containing receptor kinase IX.1-like. The transcript has a single exon. The record is from RefSeq and is a predicted model, not a curated record. The coding region runs from base 227 to 2383 and encodes 718 amino acids. Gene Ontology annotation, cellular component: plasma membrane. NCBI's taxonomy places the organism in Eukaryota, Viridiplantae, Streptophyta, Magnoliopsida, Caryophyllales, Amaranthaceae. Gene Ontology annotation, molecular function: carbohydrate binding; protein kinase activity; ATP binding. Gene Ontology annotation, biological process: protein phosphorylation.
UAUUUUAUUUCAUUCGUAAAAACCAUGCCUCCUACAACAAAACCCCUAAUUACUUAUGUUUUUUCAAAUUUGACUUUUAUUACCCCUUAAUAUAUUACCCUCAAUCCGAGCAAGACCUAAAACUGAAUAUAGUGAAUUUGAGCCAAGCUUUGUAUUCCAACCUGUAAAUUUUAUUUGCCUUUCUUCUUUCUAUUGUUGCUUUUGCUCUGUAUUCCAAUCUACAGAAAUGAGGGUAUCAAUUUGCAGCGUCAGUUCGUCAUUAUACUUCAUCCAAAAGACUUGUAAUAUCUUUCAUAUGUUUAUUUUGCUGUUUUUUAUUGUCUCAAAUGUACAAUCAUUGAGCUUUAGCUUCCCUACUUUUAACCAAAACACUCAAAAAAUUAUCUUAGGGAACGAUACAACUCUUACAAAUAAGGCGAUUCAACUGACUGCCAAUAGAAUAGAUGGCAGUCUCCAUGGCAGUGUAGGACGGGCAUCCUACAAACAGGCUGUGCGCCUUUGGGAUAAAAGCACAAACAAGACAACAAACUUUACCACCCACUUCUCUUUUAACAUUACACAGGCGGAUAAGAAUCCUAACUACUACGGUGAUGGACUCGCCUUUUUUCUAGCACCGUUCUAUGUUUCAGCUGAUGCUCCAGAGGAGUCAUCUGGUGGGUGUCUUGGUUUGAUAGGUGGUGCUAGUAAAUCUUGCAAUGUUACGAGUACAUACCCCUUUGUUGCUGUCGAGUUUGAUAGCUACCACAAUAAAUGGGAUCCAGGUUUUUCAUGGGAUCCGAGUAAUGAUCAUGUAGGAAUAAAUGUCAAUUCUGUAUAUUCAAAAGCAAAUUUUACAGUAACUGAUGGCCUGAAGAACAGGAGUACAGCAAAUGCAUGGAUAACUUAUGAUUCUUCUACCAGAAAUCUAAGUGUUUACUUAAGCUAUGAUGCUAAUCCUGUAUUUGAUGGGGAAUCUAGCCUUUCAUAUGUCAUUGACCUGAGAUCAGUUCUCCCGGAAAGAGUCAGAGUUGGGUUUGCUUCUGCAACAGGGGCAAAUUACGAACUUCAUAACAUCCUUUCUUGGGAUUUCAACUCAACCUUAGAAGAUAUCGAUAUUAGUGUAACGCCACCUCCACAAAAUUACACAAGCAAUCAAGCAUCAACUAGGCCAAGCAAAAAAAAUAGCAAAGCAGCAGUGGUUGGUGGUUCUGUAGCCGGUAUUAGUGUCACCAUUAUUGGAUUAGGUGCAGUAGCAUUUAUGUGGUGGCGAAGGAAGUCCGGAGGAAAUAACGACGACAUAAACUUUGAAAUGGAUGAUGAUUAUGAUCAGGAUACCGGGCCGAGGAGGCUCACUUACAGUGAACUUAUUCGCGCUACUAACAACUUCCCCGAGGAAGGGAAGUUAGGACAGGGAGGUUUUGGAGGUGUGUAUAGAGGUUAUCUGUCUGAUCUCAGUCGGGAUAUUGCAGUCAAGAAAAUAUCAAGGGGAUCUAAACAAGGGAAAAAGGAGUAUGUGUCAGAGGUGAAGAUUAUCAGUCGAUUGAGGCAUAGAAAUUUGGUUCAGCUUCUUGGUUGGUGCCAUGAACUAGGAGAUUUGCUUCUUGUUUAUGAAUAUAUGCCUAAUGGAAGUCUUGACUCUCAUCUUUACGGGGACAGGAGGGAGGUGGUCUUACCUUGGACAGAGAGGUACAGAAUUGCUCAUGGCCUGGCAUCUUCCUUGUUAUACCUCCACGAAGAAUGGGAACAAUGUGUGCUGCAUAGAGAUAUCAAGGCCAGCAAUGUCAUGCUUGAUUCUAAUUUCAAUGCUAAGCUUGGAGAUUUUGGGCUUGCUAGGCUUGUGGACCACAAUCGAGGAUCACAAACAACUGUAUUGGCCGGCACUUUAGGCUACCUAGCCCCAGAAUGUGUUAUGGCAGGUAAGUACAGCAAAGAAUCUGACGUAUACAGUUUUGGAGUGGUGGCCCUUGAAAUUGCUUGUGGAAGACGGCCUGUUGAAACCAAUGAAGAGCCUAGUAAGGUGAAUAUGAUAGAGUGGGUGUGGCAGCUCUAUGGAGAAGUUCAUCUUCUUGAAGCAGCCGAUAAAAGACUUGAUGCCAAAUUUGACAGUCAGAAAAUGGAAUGCUUAAUGAUUGUUGGGUUGUGGUGUUGCCAUCCUGAAUAUACUUUCCGUCCCACUAUAAGACAGGUUAUAAAUGUUCUUAACAUGGAAUCUUCUUUGCCUAAUUUGCCUAUGAAGUUCCCGGUUCCCUUCUACAGUUCUCUGCCAACUAAUGUAGAGCCUUUUUACAUCUCGUCCUCCUCUGGGUUUACAGGCAGCAGUACUGCUGGCACCACAACCUCCUCAUCAUCUCACUCAGUUGUUUCCGGUACUGUUCCUUUGCUGUUAGAGAAUGCAACAGUUUGAUUACCUUUUUUUUCUAGAUCCUAUCUGUCUGAAUAAAAUUUCCCAUUUUAUACUCUUUAUGUUAGAAAGUUACCCUUGGUGUUUUGCACUUGAUUGUAUAACUUCGUGCACUUUCUAGCUUCAGUACGGAUUUAGUAAAAAAUUUCUUGGAUGUAGAUGUAUAUACAGUAUCUAUUUCUAAUAAAAUUAAGUGAUUACUUUGUUAAUCUCUUACUUUUCCAACAACUCAAUAUGAAACACAUGUAGGUGCCUCAAAAUUUGACGGUGACGGCAACCGAAAGGGAACAAUCUAUGGAUCUUCUGAAAUGUAAUUUCGUAAAUUAAUUACCAAAAA